This is a messenger RNA of Culicoides brevitarsis, 2341 nucleotides long. Its product is annotated as zinc finger protein 69-like. Gene Ontology annotation, biological process: regulation of transcription by RNA polymerase II. Gene Ontology annotation, cellular component: chromosome. The transcript is spliced from 5 exons. Lineage: Eukaryota; Metazoa; Arthropoda; Insecta; Diptera; Ceratopogonidae. The record is from RefSeq and is a predicted model, not a curated record. Bases 1 to 2325 code for a protein of 774 amino acids. Gene Ontology annotation, molecular function: chromatin insulator sequence binding.
AUGUCCCUUUUCCAAAAUCUCGCGGAUUUUCCGGAGCUAUUGCCCGUAAGUCGCAAUUUUUAUACCGAAACAUCACGAACAGCAGAAGAAUCAACCUUACCUCAGAGAGUUUUUUGUUGUCCCGUUUGCCGAUCUCGCUUUUUGCAUCUGACUUCCUUCAUCGUUUGCUGUGCAAAUCAUUUGCCUUUCCCGAUUGACUUGAAUGGACCAACUGAUGAAUUGGAGAGGGAUUUCACACUUUUAGACGUAAAACCUGAGACUUCAGAAGGAUACGAAGCACUUUACACGCAGCAACGUUCAACAAAAAUUUGCAGGGAGAGCUCGGAAGAAACUGAAUUUCUUGUUAAAAAACUAAAAAUAAUCGUAGAAAAAUUAUAUUUGCCUGGAAUUCUGAAAAAUGAUUGGAUUUACGUGCCAAAACGGAUGAAAAAAGACAUUUCUUGGAUUUCUGAAGACCAAAUCAAAACAGAAUCGAUCUCGAGUAACAACAACAAUGAUUUUGAUGAUAAAUUUUCAGAAAUUGACUGUCCGAAAGUCGAAACUACAGACACUAAAGAGGCAAAUUCGUACUUUAUUAAACAAGAAGAAAUUCCGAAUAUUCCCCAAUUUCAAGGAUCAAAAUACAUUUUUGGAGUUUACAGCGAACGAAGGUACAAAAAGAUCAAGGAAUCGAAGAAAAAUGGAAAAAUUUCACGGAGAAAAGUGAAAAAAGAAGAAUUAACUGAGGAAGAAGACGAGUCACAAAAUUUCUUGCGCCCAAAGAAAAAUUAUUAUAAAGAUGAGGCCAAAACUUGUAAAAUUUGCGGCAAAACGAGGACAAAGUCAAAUAUUCGGAGGCAUGUUGCUGGUCACUGUGCUGAAGAAGACGAUCUUGACUGCAAAAUUUGCUUCGCUACACAAACAGCUCCCAACAAACUUCGUGAGCAUUAUUCGCGCGUGCAUCAAGUCAAAUUCCGCGAAUAUCUCUACAACAUGCAGAAGGAAAAAAUGCAAAAUGGCUCAAUUUCUACAGAUUCUGUCACCUGCACCGUUUGCUAUACCAACAUGAAAUCCGAAUCCGACUUAAAAUAUCAUUACGAGAUGCUUCACAGCUACAAAGAAGGCGGCGGCAAAAGCAAAGGAACUUUAGAAUGCAACAUUUGUGGAAAAACUUUCGCCGCAGUACAAAACCGAAAUUUGCAUAUAAGACGCAUUCACAAGCAAAUUCCCGAUGGUUCGGUAUUUUGUCAUUAUUGCGGAAAGGAUUUUGUGACGAAAGGUUUCCUUUUGAGCCAUUUCCGGAAUUUACAUUUCGACGAAAAGGGAGAAUUUAAAAGUUCCGGAGGUCAAACUACGAAAAAAAGGUACAAACAUCCUCCGAAACAGGCAAAUACCGAGGAAAUUGCGAAACAUUACAUGCAUUAUAAAGUGCACUCGAUUUGUGAAAUUUGUGGCUUAAUUAAGGAGUCGAGAUUUGCUCUCAUGAGGCAUCGGUAUGAGAAGCACGGAGUCGUUGAUUCGGGUUAUUCUAAAAUUAUUGAUCGUGAUCGCGAAGAAAAUGAUUGCUCGGUUUGUGGAAAACAUUUUACGUCGCUGAGGAAAUGGAAAGAUCACGAAAAAUAUCAUCAAAAGGAACAAGCUAACUUGUUUUGUCAAGUUUGUGGAGCAAAGUGCAAGACAAUAACAUAUCUGAAGUCUCACAUGUUACGCCAUGGAGAAAAACAAUUUGUCUGUGAUUUCGAAGGAUGCGGAAAAUCGUUCGCCGUAAAGCACGACGUGAAAAUUCACAAGCGACGCGCUCAUUGUGACGAUCUCGACUACAUUUGCAAAAUCUGCGGAGCUCCCUUCCGAACGUGGAAUUACCGAAGAUAUCACGAAGAAACUGUGCAUGGUCUCGUCAAAGUCAAGCAACAACCUCAAAAGAAACGAAAUUUGCCUACUGGAGAGACAAUUAAUGUUCAAAUCGAACCAAGUAUCAAUACUGCGCCCACAAAUGAGACAAAUUUCGGUUCACUCGACACAACGAUGGCAAAUAAUUCUUUUAAUGAAAUCGCUUCGAACGUUUUAUCUGAAACAGGAAAACACGACUGCCAAUAUUGCGGCAAACAAUUCGACGACUACAAAAGAUGGCAAAGUCACGAAUAUUACCACAAAAAAGUCAAUUCGGAUCUUUCGUGUCCCACGUGUGGCAUCAAAUGCAAAACUGUCUACUACCUAAAAACGCAUUCGGAAAAGUGUCAAGCUGAAAAAUCGCAACUUACUCAAAAUUUUCAAGAAAUCCCAAUUGUCGUUGUGCCGCCGCAAGCAGUUUUGUGUUCUUAUGGAGCAAAUAUUCAAAUAAAAUAAAAGAAAAUUCACUUAA